Messenger RNA from Rotaria sp. Silwood2, 1199 nucleotides. NCBI's taxonomy places the organism in Eukaryota, Metazoa, Rotifera, Eurotatoria, Philodinida, Philodinidae. The record is from the annotation of a GenBank genome assembly.
AACUACGAUUUAGUAUAGAGGUGUGGAUGAAAAAAAAAACCAUAAAAUAUUGCACUAUGAUAGAUGAAAAAAAAAUGAAUUUUUCAAAAUUUUUGUCCCCUUACAGUCGGGUGUUGCCAAAUGGCAACAUCAAGCCAUUCGAUACCGAAGAACUUUUUUGUUCCGAAGAACACACUUUUCCUAUCCCCAUGGUGAGGGUACUACAGCGAUGCAGGAAAAGAUUUCUUUGCUCUCUGUCUUCUGGUAGCCGGCUGGAAAGGGUUAACAAUUUAUUAACUUUGUCUAUUGUAAUUCUAUCAUCUAAUUUUAAAUAGUAUUUGUGGACUGCAUUCAUAAUCACUAGCAACCGUUGUUCUUCUUUUGAUUCCUAUUCUAUGCAUAGUGUUAUUUUAAAUGAUUCUAUCAAAAUAAUCAUGAAUAGAAAAGUAGAUUUUUUUUCAAUAGGAAUGUUCAAAAUGUUUCCAAACAAAAAUUUUGAUUUCGAAUCCUUUUCUAUUUUUCAAUCUAGUCAUUCUAUUGAUGAAGUUCGAGAAAAUACAGAAUUUUAUUGGCAUUUUCAACGUUAUUCAUUUGUAAAAGAAUAUUUUGAACGUUUACCAUUAUCUUAUCCUCCAUUAAUUGUUAUUCCACAUAUCAUAUUACUUUUUUUGAAUAUUCGACGCAUAUAUUUCUCGAAACUGAGUCGAAAUCGAAUGAUCAGUGAAAAUGGUGUUUCACUAUUAAAAAAGCUCACACGUGUUUUUAAAAUGAUUCCUACGAGUGAUUCACAAAAUGAACAAUGGGAUUCUUUUGAAAAUGCUGCAGUGCAUAGUCAUAUGCGUUCAAUAUUAGAAAAAAAUAAAGAUACUUUAACGGUGAAUCAUGAAAAAUCGAGUGAAACAAUGAUGAAAACUGAUUCGAAAGUUGCAGAAACAACUUUAAAUCAAGAACAACAGAUAGAAACCUUAAAAAAUGAAUUAAUGUCGACAUGCAAAUCAGUUCUUCUGGAAACUCAAAGAGGAUUAGAAGAUAACAAUUCGAGAAUGGAAAAUCGUUUCGAUCAGAUGAAAACGUCACUUGAAUGGGUGAUGAAUGCAAUUGAACGUAUGCAAAUGAACGAUCCAAAAAAUCCGAGACCUACGUUUGAAUCAUCUUCUACUAACAAUGAUAUUUCAUUUGCACAUCAAGCAACAACAUUAACCACAAAUUCAGUUGAAUAG